Messenger RNA from Microtus ochrogaster (prairie vole), 933 nucleotides. It is a transcript of the gene Exosc5, whose product is annotated as exosome component 5. The record is from RefSeq and is a predicted model, not a curated record. Gene Ontology annotation, biological process: U4 snRNA 3'-end processing; poly(A)-dependent snoRNA 3'-end processing; nuclear mRNA surveillance. Gene Ontology annotation, cellular component: nucleolus; cytoplasmic exosome (RNase complex); nuclear exosome (RNase complex). Lineage: Eukaryota; Metazoa; Chordata; Mammalia; Rodentia; Cricetidae. Gene Ontology annotation, molecular function: RNA binding.
UGCGCGGCUGGGCGGAAGCUACGGUAGGGCCACGCGCAUGGUUGGCGGCUAUGGAGGUAGCAAAGCGUGCAGACGCCCGGUUAAGUACUGACACCAGAACAGAGUCCAGCCCUCGAAGUCCAGUCUGCAGCCUCCGGCAUUUUGCUUGUGAACAGAACCUGCUGUCCCGACCGGAUGGAUCUGCUUCUUUUCUGCAAGGUGACACCUCUGUCCUGGCUGGAGUGUACGGGCCAGCCGAGGUGAAGGUCAGCAAAGAAAUCUUCAACAAGGCUACACUCGAAGUGAUCCUGAGGCCGAAGAUUGGGCUGCCUGGUGUGGCUGAGAAAAGCCGGGAGCGGCUGAUCAGGAACACGUGUGAAGCAGUGGUUCUAGGAGGCCUGCACCCCCGCACUUCCAUCACAGUGGUGCUGCAGGUGGUGAGCGACACCGGCUCCCUCUUGGCCUGCUGCUUGAAUGCUGCCUGCAUGGCACUGGUGGAUGCAGGUGUGCCCAUGCGGGCUCUCUUCUGCGGGGUCAGCUGUGCCUUGGACUCUGAUGGCAAUCUCGUGCUGGACCCCACAACCAAGCAAGAAAAGGAGGCCCGGGCCAUCCUGACCUUUGCUCUGGACAGCGUGGAGCAGAAACUGCUGAUGUCCACCACCAAGGGACUCUAUUCUGAUGCCGAGCUCCAGCAGUGCCUGGCUGCUGCCCAGGCUGCCUCACAGCACAUCUUCCGCUUCUACCGGGAAUCGCUGCAGAGGCGCUACUCGAAAAGCUGAGACAAGCCAGGGCAGGGUGCACCUCCUGUCACCACGCCCACCGCCUCCAGCUGUCACAUGCCAGCUCCUCACUUUACCUCAUACUGUGCCCAUGUGACCUCCAGUCCUGUAACAGCAGGGGCUCCUGUGCCAGAACACCAUUAAAAGGAGCUCACCUGUGUUGAAUGAGUCAUAG